Molecule: messenger RNA, 1023 nt
Organism: Strongylus vulgaris
Lineage: Eukaryota; Metazoa; Nematoda; Chromadorea; Rhabditida; Strongylidae
Source: the annotation of a GenBank genome assembly
AUGGGACUUGCUUGUGGACAGGAUCCGGACAUUGUUAGAACAAUAUGCUCAUGGAUUAAACAAGCAGUGAAGAUUCCCUUCUUCCCCAAAAUGACUCCUAACAUUACGGAUAUCCGGUCGAUAGCUGCUGCUGCUAAAGAAGGAGGUGCGAGUGGGGUCACUGCUACAAACACCGUAUCUGGUUUGAUGCAUAUGAAAGCAGAUGGUACAUCCUGGCCAGCAGUAGGUGAAGAGAAGAGAACAACUUAUGGAGGCGUGUCCGGCUCGGCAAUUCGUCCUAUAGCUCUAAAAGCUGUUUCUGCUAUAGCAAGACAAUUGAAAGGAUUUCCUAUUAUGGCUACUGGUGGUAUUGAAAGUGCGGAAACGGGUCUUGCUUUUCUGUAUGCUGGAGCUUCAGUUCUUCAAGUAUGCCUCAUGAAUAUGGCACUCCUCUAUUUGAAAGCAGCUCAGUCUUUGGGAAACUGGGAUGGACAAAGCCCGCCCGUCGAAAAGCACCAAAAAGGAAAACCUCUGCUUGGUCUACCUAAUUUUGGAAACUAUCGCAAUGAUCGUGCUAAACUGGAAGAAAGCACAUUUAAAAAAGGUACUCCUGUGUCGAUAACUGGAGAGUUUGCGACACGUCCAGAUUUGAGUGUAGGAGAUAUCCCAUCAGUCCAGGACGUUAUUGGCAAUGCUCUCCCUCGAAUUGGUCCCUAUGUCACUCUGGACAAUAAACAACAGAAAGUUGCUCUCAUCGACGAUGAUAUGUGUAUUAAUUGCGGAAAAUGCUACAUGACUUGCAACGAUUCCGGCUAUCAAGCCAUAUCGUUCAGCGGGCAAACCCAUCAGCCAAAAGUCAACGAAGAUGAUUGCACUGGGUGUACACUCUGCUACAGUGUUUGCCCGAUCCCAGAAUGUAUUCAAAUGGUGCCGAGGACAGGACCAUGGAAAGCGCCAAAGCGUGGUGUUACGCCUCAAUUUGAACCGGGAACUCCAAAAGUUGUAAAAGUCAACGAACGGGGAGAAGUGAUUGAUGCCAAUUGA